CCAAGCUGCAGUGUCAUGUGCCAGUAACGCAACAAGCAUCUGGAGGGGCUGCUGGUUGUGCCAAUGCCAGAUGAGGUUGAUAGGCUGUGUUUCUGUUCUCUGGUAUGGAGCACAAACCUAAAAGAAAAUGCUAGUGCAGUUGAGGAAAGGAGAAGCACAAAGCAGAAUUCUCCCAUCUCUAGUUUUGCAGAGCUUUGACCAGUUGCAGCUGAUUCUGACCUUUCCUAAAGAGCAACAGCCGCUGUACCAGAAGUCAGUGUAGAAUUUAGAACCAAAUCAUGUUUGUUGAGGUAACAUUUUUAGCUGUCUUUAGUGUCUUCAAUUCAUGGUUGUCACGCUUCGCAAUGCAAACGCCCUGGAGAGGCCAGAGCCUUACUUUACUUUUGAGAUUUUCAAAACGCCACAUACGAAUCCCAAAACUCCCUGACAGGUAAAGGUUGAAAGCUCGAGAGGAUAAAAAGGACCAACUUUGCCGCAAUACAUUUAGCCUUCCUGUUAUCUGCUGAGAGUCUGACCCUCUGUUGCUGUCUCUCAGCCUCAGUGCACCACAGUCAUGUAGAAAACAGUUUCAAAUCCCUUGCGCUCAGUGGAAGUACUUCAUCAUAAUAGAUGAAACUGAAAAAAGCCGUAAAAUUGUUCCGUUUCCGGCUGAUCUCUCAGUACAUCACUAUUUUCUUUGAACAAUCUUGUCCACAAUGCUUCCAAAGUAAAAUUUCAAUUCAAUUUGUGCUUAAGUUAAGUUCAUAGCUCGUGACCCAGACACCGUUGGACCAGAAGGCAGGACCUCGGCUAUCUGUAAUCUGAAACUGGCUUUGACAGGUGGAAGCAGGACUAAUCUCCAGCUUCGGUAACACAUUGCAUCAGACUGUCGCUAAUUGGAUUAAGGAGGGGAACCAAAAAAAGAAAAAAAAAGUCGUCCGGGCGAACGCCUCAGUCCUGUUUUAGCAUUGAUCAACUCCUGAUGAUUCUAUCGUUAACAGUUUUGAAGCAUCGUUUGUCUCGAAGCUUCCUACAUUUGUACACACGGUUCUGAUCAGAAAGGUUGAGAGUUGAUUAACAAAAGGCGAGUUGCUUCCAUUCACUUCUUCCAACGUUAGCAAACGAAGUAAAAUAGAUUAAAUGACGAGAAAAGAUCAACACGGGACUUGGACGCCUCCUGCGUCCAGCUGUUCUGUUGCUAUGUUUCCUGAGGAGCGACCUCAUUAGGAUCGGAUUUUUAGCCCGGUUCUCAACAGUGAUGCCAUGGAAACGUUUCAGCGGUUUGAGGACUGAAUGAGUGUUUUGCUUCAAAGGAGGCAGACAAUGUUCAAACUCCAUUUGUGUGGUAUGUAAGAUCCACACAAAUGGAUUUAAUUUGCUUCAAAUCGUCCAAAGUAAUACUUGGGGAUGCAUUUAAAUGAGGGCAAUGCAAUAUGUCAAAUGGGACUUUUUCUUUUUUUUUGCAACGUUAAUGCCGUGAAUCACAUGGGAGGCAGUGUUUGGAAGGAUUUUGUAUUUUAAGUGUCUUUUGUACAAACUCUGCACGCAGAUGACACUUCUAGCCUGUUAAUUGAAUCUCACAGGGAUAAAUUCGAUGCAUAUUUUUUGUGGCUGAGAUGCUUACGCUCCCAUAGAAGGGUGGGAACGUUGCGAUGAAACAAAAGAGAGGAGGGGGAAAGAAACAAAAGUCAGAUAAGGUCAAAUUGCCAUAAUCAGCGUUGUUAUUGCGUCUGUUAGGGUUGCUUUGAAUAGGAAAUCGAGUUUAUUCUUGCUACCAACCAAAAAUAAAUGUAGUGGCAGAUUUCACCCGGGUGGUUGUCAGUGUGUGGCAACGAGUCGAGCAGUCCUGCAGUUUGUGAAACCGCAUCUUCAAUUCGUUUCACUAAUGACAGUAACUGGCCUAAUUUCAAUAUUAGCAUUUCUUAGGAUCAUAGCCAGUGUUUUGGUCUAAACAAUUCAUUAUAUGGAUGAACAAUUUGUAUUAAUUUUGUAUUUUGUAGGCAGCAGAGACUUAAAAUGACUUUGGUGCAUUUGACUGAUGCAAAGAGUCGUCUGUCAGACCCCAGUUGCAAAUUAAAAUGACCCAGAAUCUGGGUAAAAGGGCCAAGGUUGUAGAGCUGUGUGAGGAUAAUUAACUGGAAACUGUGAAUCAUUGUCCACUGACAUCAUGGUCACAGCGACUGCCAUCUGAAAAGCAUACCCCCCCAGUACUUAAGUAAACCUCGCAUUCAGCCCGACCAAUGAUAUGCCAGCAUUUACAACUCCCCCCGGGUCGAGAAUGGGCCGGCAACGUUGAGAAGUGGAAGCUCCCUCCCCGCCCCCGUUACUUCCUUCUCUGUACCUUGGAAUCAUUUACGAGGCAUUUGCGAUGUACUUGACUUGCGUUUCCAGAGUCGCUAAAUCUGAUCUAAUUGAAAUCAUGCAGCUUGCUCAGCGGAGCUUGGGGAUUGUGUUUCGGCGGAGGGGAAGUCCCCAGCAGGUCGGAAAAGGCGUGACGUCAAUCGUGGGGUAUGACGGAGAAGCGGGCCUUGUAGGUGUGAAGCAUCUACUUCUGGAGAUGUUUGCUAGGUGAAUCUCUGGGGGAUCGUCACAACAUCUGGAAAGAGGCCGGGUCAGAGAGGAGCUUCCCCUAUAAUAAUCACCAGACCCUCCGCUUUGAAUUCCAGAUACACCGUAAGAGGCGAAGUGGAGGACAGGGUCGUGAAGUGCUUCCUUUCGCAUCAGCUCGGGUCAUCCUUCUCAAGAAAACUUGGUCUCUGCCCAAGGGAGGCGUAACGUUUGAAUUGCUGAAAGCAUGUCUAAAGGAUGGAACAGAUACUCAUGUGUUUUCCAUCUCAUCAUGUGCUGCUACUAUGGAUUAGUGAUGCAUGCAGCUCAUGAGAAGAGACAAUGCAGCACCUCUGACUUACAAAAAUGAAGCAAACUGGGAUUAUGCCACAACAGUGAGGGGAAAAAGAGAAAGAAAGACAGAUUCCAGUUUUAUUUUCACAAAUGCCAUAUAAAAGUUUCACAAACUGAUUAGUGAAUAGAUGUUCCAAGCCUGACUCCUCAACAUAUUGGUGACUUUGUGCAUGUCUUAAUUCUGGAAAAAAAGAGAAAACAAUUGAAAUCAUGUACCCAUUUAUUUGUACACGUAAAAUAAUAGCUUCAUAUGUCUGAAACUAUGAUUUUUAUAGAGUCUAUUGUUCAGUGCACAAAUAUCCCAACAAGUUUUUUUAUCGGUCCAAACGCUGAUCAAAUGUGGUCAAUGCAUGCUUUGUCUUCUAUACAUCCUCAGCAGAAUCCAGUGACCAUGCUGGUUGUACAUAGGACAAUGCUGCAUCGUCAUUCUCUUAGUCAUUCCUGCGCACUGCCAGACAGCCUACUGCAAGAAGACUAGUAUUAUUUCUCUAGCGUUUCAAAUACAUUUAGGUGAAGUAUAUUUUUUUCCCCAAAAAGUUGUGCUGUGUCUUUUGUUUGUGACAAGUCAGCUUUCUUUCCGCACACACCACCACUAGUGGGAAGCCAGUCGAGCUGCUGCAUGAAGGACUUAAAGGCGGUGGAGGCCUUAUUCAGUGAUUUUGUCAUUGAGUGUUUUCUUGAUUAAUCAUUUCUGGUCGGCUUUGGAGGCCACAUCCUUUGUUGAAUAUUAGGGUGUCAAGUUGAAAGCAAACCCGUUUAUAUCCAGUGUACCAGUGACUUCACCAGACAAAGGCACACGCUGAUGCAACAACUGAAAAACACUUUGCAAGACAGCCUGCACUAUGAAACACGCAUAGCUCAGUUAUCAAUCUUAAAGUGUCUCAACUAACCAAUCAGUUUUAAACGGCUCAUAAUGCUUAAGGUUCUGUUCUGUGACUGGACCAUAACCCCGGUAAUGACGCCUUGCUGUAUGGGUUCAGAUUUGCUUCGCCCUCCUCCCCAGUAGGUCUGAUUGACUUAAUCUUUUCCAUCACUGCUUCUUCAUCAAUAUUCAUUGCAGCAACAUCUGGGAACUUGGGAUCGUUUGUUAAUAUGCAUGCAUUCCGUUUGCGAAGUCUUUGGCUUGCCCUUCGACAAUGAAAGCAGAAGAUGCAGAAGUCUGCCUUUCUGCACACACUGAGAGAGAGAGAGAGAGAGAGCUGACGAGGCUUCAGGCAUAUGAAGAAGAAUCUUAAGAGUUGAUGAUGGUUGCGUCCCACUUAGCAUUUAUUUAAAGUUUUUCCUCUGUGUGAUUGAAUCGCUAAUGACCAGUCGAGGCACGUUUGUUACCCUGGCCAAAUGCAAGCAAUAUCCGGGGAUAACUAGGGUCCUGUGGUUCAGGUCUGUCAUUAUUUCAAACCAAACCGGAGCGCUUUAAUUAAAGUCGGACAAGAGGGGAGUUUUAAUCUAAAGAAAAGAAUUUACAAACGUGACAAGAGCAAUUUAAAUAUAUCCCUUUCUUCUUGUUUUCUGGGUAUGUAGCAAUUAAGGACUAAGAACUAACCAAAGCUAUAGAAAUAGAGAGCCAAAGUUGCAUAAAAUAGUCUUUAUUAGGACCGAAAGGUGUUGCAACCUCAUAAUACAAAUGAACAGCAUCCAUGUUAACUCGGGGAAUUAGCCAUUUUGCUGUUUGCCUUGCAUGUGCGCAUCCUGCAACAGAUCCACUCACUUGAGGCAUCGAUGUGUCAAACUGUGUCCUGGGUGUCCUUAAGCUCCUCCGUGGCGCUGACUGUCAGACAGCAUCCAUCUGGGAAGGAAGAUCUGUGUGCACUGCAAGUGUCGGCGUGAAGAGCAUGCAGUGACAGCCAUGCCGGUGGAAAUGGAGAAGACUGUCACCAAGCUGAUGUACGACUUCCAGAGGAACUCGACCUCGGACGACGACUCGGGCUGUGCCCUGGAGGAGUACGCCUGGGUGCCGCCGGGACUCAAACCGGAGCAGGUUCAUCACUACUACAGCUCGCUGCCCGAGGACAAGGUGCCCUACGUGAACAGCCCAGGAGAGAAGUACCGCAUCAAACAGCUGCUCCACCAGCUCCCGCCUCACGACAAUGAGGUACGCUACUGCAACAGCCUGGAUGACGAGGAGAAGCGCGAGCUCAAGCUCUUCAGCAACCAACGGAAACGAGAGAACCUGGGCCGCGGCAACGUGCGCCCGUUCCCCGUCACGAUGAUGGGGGUCAUCUGUGAGCAGUGUGGAGGCCAGAUAAACGGCGGCGACAUCGCUGUGUUCGCAUCUCGAGCCGGCCACGGUGUGUGUUGGCACCCCGCCUGCUUCGUGUGCAGCACGUGCAAGGAGCUCCUGGUGGACCUCAUCUACUUCUACCAGGACGGGAAGAUCUACUGCGGCCGGCACCACGCCGAGAGACUGAAGCCUCGCUGCACGGCCUGCGACGAGAUCAUCUUUGCGGAUGAGUGCACCGAGGCGGAGGGCCGCCACUGGCACAUGAAGCACUUCUGCUGCUUCGAGUGCGAGACGGUGCUGGGCGGCCAGCGGUACAUCAUGAAGGAGGGCCGGCCCUACUGCUGCUCCUGCUUCGAGUCUCUCUACGCCGAGUACUGCGACUCGUGUGGGGAGCACAUCGGAAUUGAUCAAGGUCAGAUGACGUACGACGGGCAGCACUGGCACGCCACCGAGGGCUGUUUCUGCUGCGCCCGCUGCAAACGCUCCCUCCUCGGUCGGCCUUUCCUGCCCAAACAGGGGCAGAUCUUCUGCUCGCGCUCCUGCAGUCUGGGGGAAGAACCCAACGGCUCGGAUUCCUCCGACUCGGCCUUCCAAAGCGCUCGCUCCACCAGGGAGUCCAGGCGCAGCACCAAGACGUCAAAGAGCGGCGGGGGCGCGCCACCGGAGAGGCACUCUGGCGAGGUGGACCCUCUGUCUUUACAAAUGGACCUGCUCAGUCUCUCCAGCCAGACGCCCAGUUUGACUCGCGAGCCGCCUUCCUGGCAGAACCAGGAGCAAGUCUGCGACGGCUACGAGCCGCAACCCGACCCGACAGCCGACCCCACCCCGCUCCAGAUCCUCAGCCAGUGCAACGUAAGGAGUUCCUGCAGCAACGCUUCCCCCGGACAGAGUAACCAGCAGCACGAUCACAGGAUCGUUGAGAACGGUGGUCUGAAGCGGCCCCCCAUCUCCGCCAUGAAGGGCCAGUCUUUCAACGAGAGCUGGCUCCAGCCGGCAGCUCCAGAGGAGUACUACCCACCCAAACUGAGGACCCAGAAGAGCUUCGCCGAACUGCAACACAACGGAUUUUCCUCGGACAAGCGUUCGAUCAGUUUGCACGGAUUUCAGAGGGACAGAGACGGAGGGGCUCAGACAACUGCUCAGGUGGCGAGGAGCAGGAAUCCCAUUAAUGCACUUAGCUUCACAGAACAGCUGACCCCACUGGAGCAGACCCCCAGAGGUUCCAUGGAGUCCCUGGCUUUGUCCAAUGCUACAGGUAACUCGGCUGAUGGCGGGGGAAAGACUCAGGAUCACCUGUCUCGUUUCUCCAUGCCCGACCUAAGCAAAGACUCGGGAAUGAAUGUGUCAGAGAAAAGCAACAUGGACACCCUGAACUCGUCCACGCAGUUCCGUAGCUCCGAGUCUAUUCACAGCCUCAACGCCAGCCAGCCCUACCUGGAAAUGAACCCAGCCAGGUCUUCCCAGUACCAGAUGCAGUAUUGCGACCCCUCAGGAAUGAGAGUCAGUGCUGCCAUGACUCAUUUACCUCCUGCCUUCGCCUACCAGGAGGAGGACAGGAUGGUCAGCAGCGCCAAUGCCGCACGCCUGCCGCCCAUCAGCGAAUGCAGAGUGAGCGGCGUCGGCGUACGGGGGGCAAGCGUCCGGACAGACGCCGCAGAAGACACCCCUCAGAAGCGUCGGCAUCACCAUCACCGCCAAAGACGAUCCCGCCGCUCUCGGUCUGAAAACGCUCUAAACUUGGUGGCCGACCGCAGGGUAAGACCCCAAGACAGGCCCCAGCUGAGCGUGCGAGAAGAUUAUGAUCGCUUCCCACCGCCCAGGAGCGCCGCGAGCCAGUUUGGCGCCGGAGGACGGGGACGAUACCAGCCCCAACUCUUCAGGCAGUGUCCCCGGACCACUUCAGACCUUUGUCUGCAGAACCCCGCAGAAAACAGGCGCACUGGAUUGAGCCAGUACUCCUGGGACGAGUAUUACGACGAUGGCUGGUGCUCCACUUGCUCCUCGUCCUCUGAGUCUGAGGACGAGGGCUACUUCCUGGGCGAGCCCAUCCCCAGGCCCAUUCAGCUGCGCUACAUCAACAACCAGGAGAUGGUUCACAAGUACAACAACGCAGGAAUUGGAGGGCAGCUGCACACGCGCAAACGCAGGAAAAGCAAGAACUGCAUUAUUUCUUAACAUCCGGAUCUUUCCUACUGGACACCUCUUUUUGUUUAGCUUGAGUACACUAACACCCUCUAUUAGGAACAAAGAAAAGUUGCGUGUUUGAGUGCGAGUUAUCAAGUAGUUGAAAGUCGGCAAUGAAUCAAAGCUGGCAAAUCAUGAAACGGCACUAACGUUUUGCAUGGUUCAUCAUUUUAGUAUUUCAUAUUUCCAUGUGCAGUUUUAUACGCGUUUAUCAAAAGCUGAUGUGCAAUUUCUCUUAAACAUUGUUUUCUUUCUUUGCUACAAAGAGGAACAUAAUAAAGUCGGUUUGGUACAGUUUUAUGUUUUCAGUCAGUGUGACCUAGAUGUAGGAUGGAUCUUAUGUUCUGCUAAAGUUCAUAACCUGUACAUAGAUAAAUGGAGUAUUAAUUUCACCUAAAUUAAAAAAUAAAAAGGCACUGUAAAUAUGAUUGUAAAUGUGGGCCCAUAUUUUUAUAUUUUGUAAAGAUGGACUGAGGUAAAUAUCUGUAAUGUAGCGCUAGAACGUAACAAAAACAACUCAUCCAUCGUGCUGUCUGGCUGACUUGGUGCUGCAUUUGGAAUAAAGGAGUAUUUCAACA
Messenger RNA from Poeciliopsis prolifica (blackstripe livebearer), 7863 nucleotides. It is a transcript of the gene prickle2b, whose product is annotated as prickle homolog 2b. The transcript is spliced from 8 exons. Gene Ontology annotation, molecular function: zinc ion binding. The coding region runs from base 4727 to 7276 and encodes 849 amino acids. Lineage: Eukaryota; Metazoa; Chordata; Actinopteri; Cyprinodontiformes; Poeciliidae. The record is from RefSeq and is a predicted model, not a curated record.